AUGACUGCAUUGGCCAAUAAGGCCGUGUAUGUGCGUGGUCCAGACGACGUGUUUCGGCGGAAGUCGGAGGAUGGCAACGUGACAAAGACUCAGGUCGACACAUUCAUCAACGAACUCAUGGAAUGUGGCUUCCGUGUUGCCCCUGAACCAGACACUGCUUCGAAAAAAGAGAAACCCCAGGAUCUAUCGGGACUCAUGGAUCCAAAGAGACCGGAUCCGGGUGCAUUGCAGGGGAAACAGAACCAGCUUCGCUCGGCGCCUAACUUGCGUCCUCUCCCACGUCUCAAUACAGAUUUGUCGCUGGCGACGAUUCUGCCCCGUUCCGGCUCUCCUGUGACCUGCUACAGUCAUGCCUCGGCUGACGUGCUGGAAUGUGUCCCUGACAAGUUGACUUCGGAAGCUAAUUGUGACGGUGAGCCUGCUGCCAAGACUUUUAUGGAAGGUUUUGAAGCUUACAGACAAAAAUUCGGUGAUGCUGGGUUGGACAAAGUGAAGGCAUGGGCUCCUCCGUUCGUGCUUGGCAUGAUCACAACAUACGUGCUCCAGCAGAUGCAACCCUUGUUGAUGUAUUACGGAGUCAUCGUUGCACAUUUGUUGAAACUCUUCAUUGUGUGGCUUGUGUUCACAGGAUCUGUGUGUUGGUAUUUUGGUGUUUUGAGUCUUCCCGCUGGUUCUGAGUAUGUCCAAAAGGCACAGGCUCUCAUGGGUCAACUUCCUGUAGUUUUCAACCAAAAGGGCGGUGCCACGCCGCACACACCCUCGCGUGCCGAAGUUUUUUCCCAAGCAGAGGCACAUCCAGAUGCCGAUCAAGUCAUCGCAAAAGCACCCUCUCUUCCAAAGAAGGAAUCGCAUGAAGACCAAUUGCUGCCCACUUCGGUCGUAAACGUGAUGCCUUUCAAGGCACCGAAAAGAGAAACGUUCCGUAGAGCAAACACAGACGAUCCUAGGUCUAAUCAUACUCGUGAUAGUAGAAAGCACUCGGACACGGGGUCACCAAGACUUGCUUUUAUCCAAAAGACUUACAAGAGACCUCAGUCUUCUAGCCCUGUCCACAGUGGUGGUCGCUCUGACCGUAGACAUUCCUCAUCAUCGCUUCCUUUGGACAAAGACCCAAGGCUGCGCAAGCCCCUUCCCCAAAUUGUGCCUACGACCCAGCCCAACCCCGACUCGGAACUUCCUUUCAUUUGCGAGAUGAAGCUUAGACCCAAGACUGAAGGCAGCGGUUAUGACAAUCCUCCCAGAGCUGACUUGAAGAGAAGCGGUACCUACAUGAGUCAAAAAUCUGUGCUUGGCACCAGAGCCAACUACGCCAAGUUUAUCGCCAAUUUCGACGAGUAG
Australozyma saopauloensis is the source of this 1338-nucleotide messenger RNA. RefSeq lists its product as uncharacterized. The transcript has a single exon. NCBI's taxonomy places the organism in Eukaryota, Fungi, Ascomycota, Pichiomycetes, Serinales, Metschnikowiaceae. Bases 1 to 1338 code for a protein of 445 amino acids. The record is from RefSeq and is a predicted model, not a curated record.